Molecule: messenger RNA, 948 nt
Organism: Oryza sativa Japonica Group (Japanese rice)
Lineage: Eukaryota; Viridiplantae; Streptophyta; Magnoliopsida; Poales; Poaceae
Product: senescence-specific cysteine protease SAG39
Cellular component (GO): lysosome
Molecular function (GO): cysteine-type endopeptidase activity
Source: RefSeq, a predicted model, not a curated record
AUGGAGGCGAGGCACGACAAGUGGAUGGCGGAGCACGGGCGCACGUACAAGGACGCCGCCGAGAAGGCUCGCCGGUUCCGGGUGUUCAAGGCCAACGUGGACCUCAUCGACCGCUCCAACGCCGCCGGCAACAAGCGCUACCGCCUCGCCACCAACCGCUUCACCGACCUCACCGACGCCGAGUUCGCCGCCAUGUACACCGGCUACAACCCGGCCAAUACCAUGUACGCCGCAGCUAACGCCACCACCCGCCUCUCGUCGGAGGAUGACCAGCAGCCGGCCGAGGUUGACUGGCGGCAGCAAGGCGCCGUCACCGGCGUCAAGAACCAACGAUCCUGCGGUUGCUGCUGGGCCUUCUCGACGGUGGCCGCCGUGGAGGGCAUCCACCAGAUCACCACCGGCGAGCUGGUGUCCCUGUCGGAGCAGCAGCUGCUCGACUGCGCCGACAACGGCGGCUGCACCGGCGGUAGCCUCGACAAUGCGUUCCAGUACAUGGCCAACAGCGGCGGCGUCACCACCGAGGCGGCCUACGCCUACCAGGGCGCGCAGGGGGCGUGCCAGUUCGACGCCUCGUCGUCGGCGUCGGGCGUCGCCGCCACCAUCAGCGGCUACCAGCGCGUGAACCCCAACGACGAGGGGUCGCUGGCCGCCGCCGUGGCGAGCCAGCCGGUGUCGGUGGCCAUCGAGGGGAGCGGCGCCAUGUUCCGGCACUACGGCAGCGGGGUGUUCACGGCGGACAGCUGCGGGACGAAGCUGGACCACGCGGUGGCGGUGGUGGGGUACGGCGCGGAGGCGGACGGGAGCGGCGGCGGCGGCUACUGGAUCAUCAAGAACUCGUGGGGAACAACCUGGGGGGACGGCGGAUACAUGAAGCUGGAGAAGGACGUCGGCAGCCAGGGCGCGUGCGGUGUCGCCAUGGCGCCGUCCUACCCUGUCGUCUCUGCCUAG